Molecule: messenger RNA, 1272 nt
Organism: Striga hermonthica
Lineage: Eukaryota; Viridiplantae; Streptophyta; Magnoliopsida; Lamiales; Orobanchaceae
Source: the annotation of a GenBank genome assembly
UUCUCUAUCAGUGACUCUAAGAAAUCUUGGGGAAUUUUUGUUUAUAUGAGCACCAACUCAGUUGAAAGAGCUGCUUGGCUUCAGUUAGAGUCUGAUGUAAAUCAUUGGGGUGCUAGCUGGUUCAUUAUUGGUGAUUGGAAUGAUAUCAUAUCCAAUUCUGAGAAGAAAGGAGGCAAUAAGAGGUCAGAUGCCAGCUUGAGGGGUUUUAAAGACUUUAUAAACAGAAUGGCUAUGAUGGAAGUCAAGAUGGAGGGGUACAAAUACACCUGGUGCAACAAUAGAUCUUCGGAGGGGCUUGUAGAGGCUAAGCUAGACAGAGGCUUUGGCUCUAUUGACUGGCUAGCUGACUUCCCUACAGCCUCAAUAUCUAACAUAGCCAGGAGUGGGUCAGAUCACUCUCUCCUUCUUUUAAGUUCAGGUGUUCAAAAGGAAAGAGUCAACUCCAGAUUUCACUUCGAUAAAAGGUGGCUUUCCAGAGAAGGAAUUAAGGAAGUGGUUAAUGGAGCAUGGUCUAUCAAAAUUUUUUGGCAACAAAAAUCCAAAGCCAAAUGGAUCAAAGAGGGAGACCGCAAUACUAAAUUUUUUCAUGCCCUCACUCUCCACAGGAGAAGGCAGAAUGCUAUAACCAGGCUCAUUACUAACCAGCAAAGGGUUUGUUCAACUCAUAAGGAAAUUUCUGAUCACAUUUCCAGUUUUUAUGAUUCUCUAUUCUCUUUUGAAGGCUCCUGGGGUGGAGAAGCUAUUCUACCCCUUAUUCCAGUAUCCAUCACUGCAGCUAUGAAUCAAAGCCUUCUCAAACCAGUCUCUGAGCAAGAAAUGCAGUUGGCUCUUCUCAGUCUCAGUCCAGAGAAAUCUCCAGGGGAAGAUGGCAUGACGGCCCUGUUUUAUCAAUCCUUCUGGGACAUCAUUAAACUGGAUUUGACUGCUGCCAUUUCUAGCUUCUUUGAAGGUAAUGGUUCUCUCCUCAAAUACUGGAACCAUACAAUUCUCACCUUAAUCCCCAAAUGCCCUAACCCAGAAAUGCUCUCUCAAUAUAGACCUAUAAGUUUGUGUACUGUGGUCUACAAAAUUCUUUCUAAGUUGAUUGCUUUAAGACUCCAAAGCUGCCUGGACUCUUGCAUCAGCCACUCUCAGGCUGCAUUUCUUAAAGGAAGACAAAUUUUUGAUAAUAUUUUCAUAGGGCAAGAAGCUUUCCACUUCCUUAAUAGGCAUACAUCAGGAAAAAACCACUUCAUGGCACUCAAAUUAGACCUAAUGAAAGCCUUUGACAGA